Caenorhabditis elegans is the source of this 1047-nucleotide messenger RNA. RefSeq names its product N-acetylgalactosaminide beta-1,3-galactosyltransferase (gene C17A2.3). The coding region runs from base 1 to 1047 and encodes 348 amino acids. NCBI's taxonomy places the organism in Eukaryota, Metazoa, Nematoda, Chromadorea, Rhabditida, Rhabditidae. Gene Ontology annotation, cellular component: membrane. Gene Ontology annotation, molecular function: glycosyltransferase activity; N-acetylgalactosaminide beta-1,3-galactosyltransferase activity. The transcript is spliced from 5 exons. The record is from RefSeq and is marked reviewed.
AUGGACAUAGUUCUUCAAAAGUUUAAAACUCGAUGUUUUAUUUUCUCCCAGCAACUCUUAUCAAAAAGACACGGUUUUGACCGCAUCGAUCGGAUUGCGUUACUGGCAGUUUUUGUGGUGGCACUGAUCAAUUACAUCUCUUUCCCAGAGCGGAGAAAGUUUCAAAUACCAGCAGAGUUAUAUGCAUAUUCUCCAGCUAUUCUACCAUAUAAGGAGUUCUUCUUUCCAACUCGAGAUGUUCAAAUCCUAAUCCAAGGAAUCGAACAUUCCCCUGCCACGUUCACACUUCCAACAUCCGGCCAGAUAUUUUGCUUCGUUGAAACUUCUACAAAAUAUUACAAAGACCGUGUCCCAUCAGUUGCCUCCACGUGGCUUCCAAGGUGUGAUCACGGACGAUUCUUUACAAAAACUCAUCUUCCUUACCCUGACAUUGCAUAUUCUACAGUUUACCGAAAUCUAAGGGAUACCUAUGAUGAUUUGUUCCGAAAAUCAAUAUUCAGUUUGUAUUACUCAUAUACCAGCAUUUCAAAACAUUUUGAUUGGUACCUGAAGACAGAUGAUGAUACAUUUGUGGCAAUGGAUCAUUUAAGGGAGUAUCUAAACACUUUGAAUCCAGCAGAACCUUUAUACUUGGGAUAUCGAUUAGCACCUUUCAUGAACAAUGGCUACAAUUCUGGAGGCUCCGGGUACAUUUUGUCGAACGCAGCAAUGCGAAUGUUUGUGGAACAACUCUACCACAACGUAAGGCUAUGUCCUUACGAUAGAGGAGAGGAUCGAGGAAUGGGAAGAUGCCUAGAAUCAGUUGGAAUCACACCUUCGGAUACUAGAGACGAUCAGGAGUUGAACCGAUUUAUGCCAUUCAGACCGGCCGAAAUACCCAUUAUUGGUUCCAAGUGGCAUUAUUUUCCAUUGAAAUAUCCAUUCAUAUCGAAAAAGUUUGUGACACUUCAUCGAGUUCCUCCGGAAAUGAUGAUAUCCCUCGACAAAUCACUUUAUUCAGAAAACGGAGAACCAACAUUUAAUGUUACAGAUUUCUUCAAUUAUUAA